CUCCCACUUCACCCCUAGUACAAAUACUUGGUGCCGCCCACCACCAUGAGCACAGCAGGCCAGGAUGCGAAGCUCUUCGCAAGAGGCAAAGUCGCCGAGCUCCGGCUCGAGCUCAACAGCGGCGGCAAGAAGGAGAAGAACUUCACCACCAAGAAGACCGCCUUGAAGAAGAUUGUCGCAAACAUGACCAUGAGCAACAAUGAUAUGGUCGCCCUGUUCCCCGACAUUGUCGGCUGCAUGCAUAUUCAGAGCUUGGAGAUCAAGAAGAUGUGUUUCUUAUAUCUGGUCAACUAUGCGAGGACGAAACCAGAGAUAGCCCUCAAGGCCCUUCCCAUCAUCCAGGAAGACUUGAACGACAACAACCCUCUAGUGCGCGCUCUCGCUCUCCGAACCAUGUCAUAUGUCCACGUGCGCGAAUAUGUCGAAGCAACCGUGCCUCAUCUCAAAAACCUCCUUCGGGAUGGUGACCCAUAUGUGCGCAAAACCGCCGCUUUUUGCGUGGCCAAGCUCUACGAUCAUGACAGGCAAAUGGUCGAGCAGUCCGACCUCAUAGAUAAGCUGAACAGCAUGCUGAGAGACGAAAACCCCACAGUCGUUUCCAGCGCAUUGGCUGCGCUCAUGGACAUUUGGGAACGGUCCGAGAACAUCAAACUGACCAUCGACUACGCGAGCGCCUCAAAGAUUGUGUCGAUUCUCGCCGACUGCUCCGAGUGGGGCCAGACAUAUAUUCUAGAAGCAAUGAUGAACUACGUUCCACAAGAUACAUCCGAAGCUGCGCUGCUGGCCGAACGCAUAUCCCCGCGAUUGUCUCACUCCAACUCAGCCGUGGUCCUAACUUGCAUACGCGUUAUCCUCUAUCUGAUGAACUACAUUUCCGACCAAAAAGUCAUUACCUCAUUAUGCAACAAACUCUCACCGCCACUGGUCACUCUGCUAUCCAAAGGUCCGGAAAUCCAAUAUCUAGCCCUCCGAAACGCAUUGCUCAUUCUCCAACGGCGACCCGAGGUCCUACGGAAUGAUAUCCGUGUCUUUUUCUGCAAAUACAACGAUCCAAUCUAUGUCAAGGUCACGAAGCUGGAGCUUAUCUUCAUGCUGGCAACAGAAAAGAACAUUGGAGAAGUUCUAACCGAAUUGGCCGAGUAUGCUACGGAGAUUGACGUUGAUUUUGUUCGAAAAUCGGUGCGGGCCAUUGGCAAGCUCGCCAUCAAGAUCCCACCGGCAAGCCAGCUGUGUAUCUCAACGCUUCUCAACUUGGUCAGUACGAAGGUGUCAUAUAUUGUUCAAGAGGCGACAGUGGUCAUACGCAACAUCUUCCGCAAGUACCCCAAUCAAUACGAAUCCAUCAUCAGCACUCUUUGCGAGAAUCUCGACUCGCUGGAUGAGCCGGAGGCUAAGGCGGCCAUGAUCUGGGUGAUUGGAGAGUAUGCGGACAGAAUCGAAGACAGCGAUGUGCUACUGGACGACUUCCUGGACUCGUUCCGAGAGGAGACACACGAGGUACAGCUCGCGCUGCUUACAGCCACAGUGAAACUCUUCAUCCAGCGACCGACACGAGGAUCCACACUGCUACCCAAGGUGCUCAAGUGGGCUACGGAAGAGACAGACAACCCGGAUUUGCGGGACAGAGGGUACAUGUACUGGCGACUCAUGUCGUCGGCACCAGAAAUCGCCAAGAAGAUUGUCAUGGGAGAGAAACCAGCCAUCACAGCCGAAGAGUCGGAAAAGCUGGACCCGGGGACGCUGGAAGAAAUGUGCCUCAACGUGGGAACGUUGGCGACGGUGUACCUCAAGCCGGUGAACCAGGUGUUCCGAUCCGCGCGGCCUAGGAAGCUGCAGGACUCGGCGGCGCUGCAGCACCACGAGCUCCCCACGGUGAAAGCGGCGCAGCAAGCGCGCGACCGUGCAGCGGCCGAGCGUAGCAAACUGGACACGCUGACGACCAAUGGCCACGGAAUGCAAAGCCCGGUGAAUGGGGGCAACAUGAGCGCUGCAGUGAAUGACGCAGAUGCGUACUUUGCGGGGGUGGGCAGGCAGAGUACAUUCGGGGGGAGUCCCGUAAUGGCAGAGCAAGGAUCGAUGGGCGGAGGGUGGGUGGUCAAUCAAAGUGCUCCAAUGCAGGCCAUGAUGAGCCCCGUGGGCACGGAUGGCAACCAGGACCUCCUCCUCUGAGAGAGGGGGUUGUCGCGAUGGCACCACAGCAGGCAGUUUUGCAAUU
Molecule: messenger RNA, 2215 nt
Organism: Periconia digitata
Lineage: Eukaryota; Fungi; Ascomycota; Dothideomycetes; Pleosporales; Periconiaceae
Source: the annotation of a GenBank genome assembly